Messenger RNA from Fusarium mangiferae, 810 nucleotides. RefSeq lists its product as uncharacterized. The record is from RefSeq and is a predicted model, not a curated record. Bases 1 to 810 code for a protein of 269 amino acids. The transcript is spliced from 2 exons. Lineage: Eukaryota; Fungi; Ascomycota; Sordariomycetes; Hypocreales; Nectriaceae.
AUGACCGUCCAUGAUGGAGAGCGCGUCAAACUAGACGUAGUCCAGCAGCACCAGCGCAGCUAUAAGCCGUCUUUAUCCUACAAACGAGAGUGGUCCAGCUUCCUAGGAAGUCAGGGUGGAAGGUGGAGUACAGCUACGGCCAUACGGCUAGAUAUUACAUCGGGGAGCGAGGAGGAUCAAAGCAAUGAGGAGUGGGAACUUGAGGCCCGCCCCUACUGCACCCAGGACUGCUUGUUGGGCCUCAAGAGAAACCGAUUUCUUGAAGAGAAGUGUCCGAACGUCGCGUUACAUCGCAGUGUCACUGGAGGUAUGGGACAUCCUAUUGAUGCAGCUCGUCUCUUGGACCUCUUACGUGAGGACCUGACUCCACUCGUCCGCCGCUUGCGUUCCACCAGACCUCUGGAUGGUUGUGGUAAAUACGGUCGCACAGGGGCUCUCUUCAAGAUACCUUCAAGCCGCCACGGCUAUACUUUUGUCGGCAAAGGGAUGUUCGCUGCAGCCGUCAGCAGUCUAGAACAUGAAGAGAAGAUUUACCGGCGAAUGGAACCACUACAAGGCCAUCAUGUUCCUGUCUGCUUAGGAAGUAUUGCUUUGGUUACUCCAUUUCCACUACAAGCACCUGAUAUAGCUCAUAUGUUGCUCAUGGCAUGGGCAGGAGAUGCGGUCACGAUCAAAGAUAAUGGAUUAUCUGAGUGGCUGCGAUUUCGACAGCCACUUUUGACUUAUGGCGUCGUUCAUAACGAUAUACGGCAAGAGAAUCUCCUAUGGAAUUCUGACCGUGGACAUGUUUUACUCAUCGACUUCGAUUGA